Molecule: messenger RNA, 1386 nt
Organism: Penicillium paradoxum
Lineage: Eukaryota; Fungi; Ascomycota; Eurotiomycetes; Eurotiales; Aspergillaceae
Exons: 7
Coding region: 1-1386 (461 amino acids)
Biological process (GO): secondary metabolite biosynthetic process
Molecular function (GO): monooxygenase activity; FAD binding
Source: RefSeq, a predicted model, not a curated record
AUGGGUUCCAAUGAACAGGCCAAUGGCCACGCUCAGCCGACGUUGAAGGCCCCAACAUAUCCCAGCAACUGCCUCGCCUUCCUAGAUGAUCUCUCAGCAUAUGAAAAUUCUCUACCUGCGCAGGUCCGGCUGAACAUUAUCGUCGUCGGUGCCGGACUGGGUGGACUAGCCACAGCCAUCGCCCUUGCAAGUUCCGGCCACACUGUGACAGUUUACGAACAAGCACAGCAGCUUGGAGAAGUCGGCGCCGGAAUUCAAAUCCCAUCCAACUCAACCCGUCUCCUAAGCAGACUCGGCCUAGAUCCAUACUUGAAAGAGUAUGUGACCGAGCCUGAAUAUAUUUCUUUCCGACGCUGGCAGUCAGGAGAUGUCAUUGGCCUUACACCACUCAUUCCAAAUUUCCGGAAACAAUUCGACGCUCCAUACUAUGUGAUCCACCGCGCAAAUUUCCACUCUGCGUUGCACAAACGUGCUUUGGACCUUGGUGUGACGGUCAAAGUUGCUUCACGCGUUGUGGAGUAUAAUGUCGAAGAGCGAAGCAUUACUCUUGAGAACGGUGAAUCUGCUUCAGCAGAUUUGAUAGUUGCGGCAGAUGGAGUCAAGUCAGUCGCUCGUGGAACCCUCGACAAGAGCGACAAGCCCUCGGUCAACAAGACUGGAUUUGCAGCUUAUCGGGCUACGGUGGAUGUUGAGCGCAUUAAGGAAGACCCGGAGCUUUCCUGGCUGUUGGAGAAACCAGCUCUGAAUAUCUGGAUUGGUGAUCAGCGCCACGUAAUGACAUACACUAUUGGAGCCGGCAAAUCGUUCAACAUGGUUCUUUCGCAUCCAGAUGACAGUGAGCCUUCAACCUGGGACCAGGCGACUGCUAUCAGCGAUAUGCGACGCGAAUUCCAAGGAUGGGACAGCCGACUCGAAAAGAUUAUCGGACUCAUUAACAAAACUAUCAAAUGGCCACUGAUCAGUGGAGUACCUUUAUCCCGCUGGGUGAAUGGUCGGGUACUGAUUCUGGGAGAUGCAGCACAUGCAAUGCUGCCUUAUAUGUCACAAGGCGCGGCAAUGGCCGUCGAAGAUGGCGCAGCAUUGGCCCGAUCUCUGUCCAAAAUCGAGAACGCUGCAGACAUUCCCAAAGCGUUGGAAGUCUUUGAGCAGGUCCGCAUUGAACGAGCUGGAAUGAUGCAGGAGGCAAGCCUGUUAAAUGGAAAGCUCUGGCACUUUGCCGAUGGGGCGCUUCAGCAAGCCCGUGAUGCAGCCAUGAAGCCGGAGACUCUGGGGUUGCCAUUUAGUCACAGUCCUAACCAAUGGAGUGACCCGGCGACCCAGAUGUGGUGCUAUGGAUAUGAUGCUGAGCAAGAAAUUGAUCGAGCUUGGGCGAAGUUGACAUUGUAG